Molecule: messenger RNA, 135 nt
Organism: Gongylonema pulchrum
Lineage: Eukaryota; Metazoa; Nematoda; Chromadorea; Rhabditida; Gongylonematidae
Source: the annotation of a GenBank genome assembly
AUGUUGUCAGAUCAAUUAGAGAAUGCGAUGCCGACGGUGUAUGAUAAAAAUCCACGGCGAUGGAAACCGACGGAGUCAGAUUUCGAUCCGGAUACCGUUGAUCCAAUCAAUGUGCAGGAAAUUUUUGAUUACCUG